This is a messenger RNA of Camelina sativa (false flax), 1047 nucleotides long. RefSeq lists its product as uncharacterized. NCBI's taxonomy places the organism in Eukaryota, Viridiplantae, Streptophyta, Magnoliopsida, Brassicales, Brassicaceae. The record is from RefSeq and is a predicted model, not a curated record.
CUUCUUUUCUACACCUCACAAUUUUUUUAUUAAGACCAUUCGUCAAAAACAUUUAUUUCCUUUUUCUUUUAAUAAUCUUCACGAUGAGUAGUCUUAAAAGCAGAGUUACCUCAAUAUCAUCUCACAAUCUUCACCAUUCCGAAGAGAGAGUCCCUCUCCGAUCAGAAUCAGACCAGUCAUGUCUCAAUUCAAGCCCCGAGUUCGAUUUUUGUCUACGACAGAAUUCAAAACAACGGGUUUCUCACGCAGACGAGCUCUUCUCAGACUGGAAAAGCCUCUCUCACUUGGCCACCGACACGAUUUCUAAGAAGACCGAUGUUACUUCUCCGAGAAGCAAUCUCCCAACCCUAGCCGUGAAAUCCGACACAAGAGGUUCUGACUCAGAAGGUGAUGAUCCAAGUUUUGGGUGUGGGUUUUGGCUUGUCCGAAGCAAAUCUGUUGGGUACUCAAUGAGAAACAAGAAAACUAAUUCUUCUUCGGAGUAUCAACGGAGCAAUAGUGAACCGCAAAAGAAGAAGAAGAUGAAGAAUUUGAAGAAGAUGAAUUCUACAGAGUUUAGAGCUCCAAGAUCCAUGAAUAGUCCGGCGUUGAAUGUCCCAUUGGCUGAUAUAUUUUGCUUAGGCCCUGUUUUUUCCGGUAGCCGUGAUCGGAGAAAGUGAAGCGUUCUCUUAUCUUUUAAACACGAUCCUAUAUAAACUAAUUUCUGGAACAUGUGAAGAGUUAGGUAUAUGAUUGGUUUAAGCUUAUGAUUUUGGAGCAAGACGAAGUAAGAAUCUCAAUGCGGAUCGUCAUACUCAUAUUAUAUAACUAAGAGUCUAAUUCGGGUUACUUUUUUUGUUUUUUUAAUGUUAUUAAUUUGUGUUUACAUUCGUUUAUGAGAAUAAAUAAUAUAGAGGUUGACGUAACAGUAUAUACUGGUUGUAAUUUAGAAAUAUAAUGUUCACAGUUCAUAGGAAGAAAAAAUAUACUGUACUUGUUUUGUGAAAUACUUAUAAACUAUACCGACAAGUGAUAAAGUAGUAGAGAUACUACUAGUCAAACGGUACA